UGCGGCGGGGCCGGCCGGGCCGGGUGCCGUGUGCGCCCCGCGCAGCCAUGCGCCAGCCCCGCUGAUGGGGCGUCCCGCGCCCUGCGCCCUGCUGCUGGCCGCUGUCCUGCUGCUGGCCGGGCCCCGGGCCGGAGCGCCGCGCCCCCGCGUCACCGCCAACUUCGCCUGCAGAGUCAGGGUGGACAGUGCCCUCCCAAGGCCCCGGUGUCGCCAGAGGGAGCAGGAUGGAGCAGGCCUGUCCCCGCCAGCCCUAGCUCUGAGCACUGCCCGGCUGUGCCAGGCCUCCCGCGACUGCCAGCCAUGCGUGCAUGUGCGUCUGGCCCUGCACACCGCAGGGCUGGGGAGUGUCCGUGGGCUGCGGCUGGAUUUCCUGGUGCUGGGCUCCAACAGGGCCAGCUGGCUGAAGGUCUGGAGAAAGCAGCCGGAGGCUGCAGGCUCCCUGUGGCAGGUGCAGUUCGACUGUUUCCCGGUGGAGAGCGGGCACCGUGUUCUGGUCUCGCUUGGCACCGUCCCUGACCAGGGGCUGAGCCUCAACCGGAGCCACCUGGUCGCUGCAGAGCCGGCAGGCCCCAAGUUCAGCUACGCCUGGCGCCCGGAGGCACGGGCCAUUGAGGUGUCGGUGCCCGAGGGCCCUGCCCUGGCCGUGCGGCUGUGCCACCAGCUGGCCCUGGAGUGCGAGGAGCUGUCCACCCCCUUCCCCCGACAGGCGUUGGUGUCUGGGGGUCACAGUGUUGUGCUGCCCUACGAGUUCCUGGUGCCCUGUCUCUGCAUUGAGGCCUCCUACCAGCACCGUGACAGCCUCCGCACCAAGCUGUGCCCUUUCCAGCCCCAGCCGGAAGCUUAUGGCUCCGAGCUGUGGGCGUCCAUGCAGUUCCAUGACUUCAGCGCCAGCAGUGAGGCCAACAUGCUCAUGGUGCUGAGUGCCCGUUGCCCGCUGCACCCGACCGCCACCCUGUGCUGGAAGGAGAGUGACACGGGGGCCUGCCACAGUGUCCCCAACUCCACAGCCAUGGAGUCCAACCAGGCCUACACCGUGGAGAAGGUGGAUGUGCAUCCUCUGCUCUGCUUCAAGUUCUCCUACGGCAACAGCAGCCACGUGGAGUGCCCGCACCGGCCAGACACCGCCUGGAACGUGUCCAUGAGCAUCUGGUUCCUGCAGCUUCUCCUGCGUGUGACCUCCACUGUCCCGGCAUCCUUCAGCGCAGCCCUGUGCCGGCAGCAGGGGAGCCGGUGUGAGCCAGAGGCACCUGUCUACACCGUCACAAGCCCAGAGAGCUUCGGCCCCAGGGAGCUGAGCCUGCUGCUGCCGCUGCAGAUCAUGGGCGGCUGUGUGCUGGUGUGGCGCUCCGACGUGCACUUUGCCCGGAAGCAGCUCCUGUGCGCAGAUGUUGCUCGCAAGCGCUUUGGGCUGCUCGCCCUGGGGCUGGGCCUGGCUCUGGGGCUGCUGGGCACUGUCCUGCUGCUGAAUUGCAGGAGCCUCCGGAAACUCACCACAGCGCCGCGGGGCCGUCGGCCCGUCCUGCUGGUCUAUUCCCCCGACUCCGAGGAGCACAAGGUUCUGGUCUGCACCUUGGCGGACGUGCUGUGCUCGGCGCUGGGCUGCGACGUGCGGCUGGACCUGUGGGAGGCGGGCAGCGUGGGGCGGCUGGGGGCACUGCCCUGGCUCUAUGUGCAGCGGGAGCGGGUGGCCCGGGAGCAGGGCACCGUGCUGAUCCUGUGGAGCCAGGGCAGCGCCCGGCUCUACCAGCUGUGGCGGGGGGCAGCUGCAGGCAGCUGCGGCUCUCCGGACCCCCACGAUCUGUUCGGCGCAGCCAUGUCCUGUCUGCAGAGCGAGCUGCAGGUGGGCGGGGGGGCAGGGCAGCUGGGCGACUGGGCGCUGGCCUACUUUGGCGAGCUGUGCAGCCGGCGAGAUGUGCCGCCUGCCCUGUGCCUGCUGCCCUGCUACCGCCUGCCGCGGGAGCUGCCUGGCCUGGCCUGCUUGCUGCAGGGCAGCGCCCGGCCCCCCGCCUGGUUGCGCCCCAGCACGCUGCUGCACCGGCUGCUCAUGUCGGAGAAGAGGAAGUGCCUGCAAGGCAGGGUGGAGCUGUGCCGGCUGCAGCAGCCCGAGGGGGCGCCCCUGGCCAGGCUGGCAGCCCACCAGGUGGGGUCUGUGGGGCCCAGCCCCCGCGCCCCUCCAGCCAGGCCGACCUCGCAGAGACCCAGCUGCACCUGAGCACGCUGCAGUGGGCCACGUGCCAAGGACCUGGGCCGGGAAGGGAUGAUGGGGAGGGUCCCUGGAGAUGCCAGAGAGGGGCUGGUGGGGACAUGGCUGGGCUCCAGGGUGCCACAUCCAUUCCCAAGACCAAACGUGUCUGCAAGAGGCUGGCAGCCCCCGGACCCAGGAGAACCCAGGUGUCCUGACAAGGGGCAGCCUGUGAGCCUGGGUUUGCUGCGGGCUGGAAACUGCCUGGUGCCGGGUCUGUUGGGGGCAAUGGGGCUUGGACAUUUGCCCUCUUGCAGCCAGCUCUUGGGCAGGACCUGCCGCCUCCUCUGGGGACCACUGUGGGGUCUGUUGCCAUGGCCACGAGUGUGGAGAGACUAUAUGGCCCUGAGGGGGAGGGGCAGGCCUGGGUGGAGAGGGCAGGUCUGUAUGGCCCUGAGGGGCGGGCCCCUGGGGAGGGGGUGAGGCUGGCCCUGUCAUGGCCCCGAGGGGCGGGCUCCCGGGGAGGGGGUGAGGCUGGCCCUGUCGUGGCCCUGAGGGGGCAGAGUCCUGCGUGAGCCCCCUGCCAUGCUGUCACUGACCCUGCCCAGGGGUGAGAGCGGGCUUGGGGGCAGGUGACCUGUUCAGGGGGCUCUGCCCACAGCAGGGCCAGUGCCCAUCAGUCCCUGCCUGCCCGGGGCCCAGCAGAGCAAGCACUUGCUCCCCGCUCAGCUGGCGUGGCAGGCAGAGCCCCCGGCCGGCUCGGGUGCCGGAGCUGGAUUCGGAGGUGUCUGGACAUUGAAUAAAUGAGUUUUAUGGCCUGUGAGGGCUCGGCUGAUCCAUCCGGCUGUGGGGGGCCUGUUGCGGAGCUCCUGGCCUCGCCCCAGCUGUGCCAAGGUGGUGUCCUGCCAGGCUGGGAGCCCAGGUAGCUGGUGGUGCCGCCCCAAGGGACGUGGGUGCCACCUCACAGCUCUGGGGGCUGGGAUUUGGGGUAAAGCUGAUGGCACCCGAGGACUUGUUCACCGCCAGUCCCUAGCUGACUUGGGCUGAGCGAGCCCCUGACCAUCCCUGGAUUUGGGACUGGGCACAGCCCGUCCUGGGAGGGACAUUGGGCCAGUUGUGCCACCCACCCCAUUCCCUAGUCUCUUGAGUAGGUGCCCUGGGGAGCAUCCACCCUGCAAGGAGAAUGUGGGCACUGUCUGGAAGGGCCCCGAGCCCCCAGCCUCCUGCGAGCUCUGGCAUCAGGCCGGGCCUGGCAUGAAUCCCAGGGCGCGGGCACUUGCUGAGCCUGCCAGCUGGGCACUGAUGGACACCUCCCCCCUCCUCCCUGUCAUGGUGCAGCCUGGGCAUGUUGCUGACCGGGGUCAGGCUCUGCCGCAGGGCCCGGCAAUCCCCGGCAGUGUGGGGACUCUGGCCUAGUCACCGUCCCCCGUCCCACCAGCUUGCCUGCCUGCCAGGGCCCAGCCUGCAGGAAGCAGCGACAUCCCUGUGUGGAUGGUCCCUGGCUCUGUGUCGCCUCCCCUCCCCACCUCCCUGGCCUGCCCGCUCAACAUGGCCCUACCCCUCGCACCUCCCCCAAGCAGGUGCUGUCCCCCUAGGGAGACGGCCCGGAGCUCGUGUCACUCCCUCAGCUCCGAAGAGGCGCAGAGCACUCCUCCGGGGGUGAGGGGCCCGGGCGCCCUAGCAGCCACUGCCUCGUGGGCUCUCACCAGGCACUGAGUACAGCCUGCCCACUGCUCCUGCCCUUGGCCACUCCUGAGCUUGGCCAGGCUGGGGCACCACGACCCCAGUGAGGAUGUGGGCACUGAGGCUGGGGGGGUGCGGGGGGAUGCGGGCACUGAGGCUGGGACAGGUGCGGGGGGGAUGCAACCCCCUGUGAGGAACUGGGAUUGUUCUUAAUGUGGUCUUUGAAUGCUGAGUGGGGAGUAUUGACCUGGGAAGGCAGGGGAGUUUGGCUAGGACGGUCUGCAUUGGGGGAUGGGAGACUGGCCUUGAGGGAAGAUACCUGAGCAUGUAACGUGAGAACCCAGGUGGGGGUUGGGGCCAGGUGACACCUCUGCCCAGGAAACUGGACAAAGGCUGGGGAGAGACGCUGGAGGGAGUUGGAGUUGUCAGGAGCUGGCUGGCGUAAUGGAGGGGAGCCCAGACGGGUCUCUGACCCCCCAACGGGGCUGUGGUGCCCCUGGGACCCCAAGAUGGACCUAACUGGGGGGGGUCCUGUUGUCUGUACCUGCAAGACCUGUCUUGGACUGUGUUCCUGUCGUCUAAAUAAACCUUCUGCUUUACUGGC
Messenger RNA from Malaclemys terrapin pileata, 4469 nucleotides. RefSeq names its product interleukin 17 receptor E (gene IL17RE). The transcript is spliced from 16 exons. The record is from RefSeq and is a predicted model, not a curated record. Gene Ontology annotation, molecular function: interleukin-17 receptor activity. Lineage: Eukaryota; Metazoa; Chordata; Testudines; Emydidae. Bases 65 to 2212 code for a protein of 715 amino acids.